UACCAACCAACUAUAUCAGACUAUUCAUUCUCUUUAGUUGGUAUCCUUUUUUUUUGUUUUCCAGUUAAAACCAAGAAAAACCAAAGCAAUAAACCUUGUCCAACUGUUGUUAGUUUGAGAGCUCAAGUUACCAAGAAAAGAUGGUGGGAGGUUUAUCUGUAGUGGGUUCAUCAGUUAUGGACUCUCAAACCGGUCCAUGUUUGUGCCUGGAUGCAUUGCCGUCCACCAACAUGAGCCUCAAAACUGGCGGGGAGUUGAUUAUGAAAAGGACGUUUUCAAUGAAAAGAAAGCACGCGGUACCAAAACCACGGUCUCUGGACUUGGGAAGCUCUUUUCUAAAUUCAUGGCAUGGUUCGAGGUUGUCUUACAAGAUGAUUCCAGGUGUCGUGAACAAGAGUUCAAGGAAACAGCGCAAGGACCGAAAACUCGUGGUUGUCGACAAUUUAGGAGGGCAGUAUGAAGAUACUUUUGGGGAUGUUAAAACGCAAUUACUCAACUAUUUCACGUACAAAGCAGUGAGGACUGUUCUGAAUCAGCUCUAUGAGAUGAAUCCACCGCAAUAUACAUGGUUCUAUCAGUUUACAGCAGCAAAUAAGCCCAGUGAUGGCAAGCGUUUCUUACGCAUCCUUGGCAAGGAGAGGCAAGAGCUUGCGGAAAGAGUGAUGAUAACAAGGCUUCAUUUGUAUGGGAAAUGGAUUAAGAAAUGUGAUCAUGCUGAAAUAUACAAAGAGAUUUCAGACGAGAACUUGGAGCUGAUGCGCGAGCGGCUCAUGGAGACUGUGGUUUGGCCCUCCGAUGAUACAAACACAGAGAAGAUUGGCUGAGGGACCCUAUUCUAUCUGAUAUUUUUUCUUCUUCUCUGCAAAUGCAACACGUUAUUGUAUGGUCCCAAGUGAAUGAUGUAUAUAAUACAACCUGUCAUUUUAGAUGGUUCUAGUGGAAGCUGAGAUUGCUCGAUGUGAUUUGAACUUGUGCAUUGAACUUUUCUUCUUUUGGAAAA
Hibiscus syriacus is the source of this 1000-nucleotide messenger RNA. RefSeq names its product chaperonin-like RbcX protein 2, chloroplastic. Bases 141 to 824 code for a protein of 227 amino acids. NCBI's taxonomy places the organism in Eukaryota, Viridiplantae, Streptophyta, Magnoliopsida, Malvales, Malvaceae. The transcript has 5 exons. Gene Ontology annotation, biological process: ribulose bisphosphate carboxylase complex assembly. The record is from RefSeq and is a predicted model, not a curated record. Gene Ontology annotation, molecular function: protein folding chaperone.